UCUUUUGUGCCUGCCUCUAAUUGGUUUACGCGUUUGGUUCAAGCUCCUCUUAUCAAAUACAUUUUAUAAUUGAUGAUUCAUACAAAAAAAAAAAUUUUCGGUGCUUUUAAUAAGAAAAAUGUCUGACGAAAUGUUCUCGCCAAAUGAUUUAGCUGAAAUCGAAUUAAAUGGAAGUGAAUUUUCUAUGGAUAACAAGAAAUCCCUAGGCAGUGGAAGCUAUGGCCAAGUUUAUAAACUGUAUUGGAAAAAAAGAAAUAUGAAUAUUGCGGUUAAGUAUUUCAAAGGGACCGAUGAAACUGUAAUAAAGGAAUUUAAGAAAGAACUCAAAAAUCUACGUCGCGUCAAGCAUCCGAAUAUCAUUAAAUUAUAUGGAGUUGCCAAGGAUACGGACUCUAAACCAUACAUUAUCAUGGAGUAUGCAGACUGUGGAUCCCUAUCUAAAUGCAUGAGAACGGGAGAGAUUACAGUGUCGUAUUUCGGAAUUCACCAUUGGAUGUUACAAUUGGCGGAGGCUGUUGCUUAUAUGCAUGGUUUAAGCCCACCAGUUAUUCAUCGCGAUCUAAAGCCACAAAACCUUCUACUUACCAACAACUAUCGGACAUUAAAGAUAUGUGAUUUUGGCACUGUUCGAGAAUUGGCUUCAAAAAUGACAACAGCGCCAGGCACCGCCAUUUAUACAGCGCCUGAAGUUUUUGAAGGAAAGAAAUAUACGGAGAAGUGCGAUGUUUAUAGCUUUGCCAUAAUUCUCUGGCAGGUUUUUUCAAAGCAGGAGCCUUACAAUCAUUUGGGAAACCAGGAAUAUCUCACUAUUCUAAAUUUAAUCUGUAACAAAGAUGAACGACCAGAUUUGGAUCAAGUUAAAAAAUUUCCAAAUCGAGAGACGAUAAUUUUCUUGAUUAAAACGUGUUGGGAUAAAGAUCCAACCAGGAGGCCGACCAUGCAAUUGCUGAAAAGGAUUCUCUCUAUGGAUCCGGACUCAUCUCUACCGAAGAUAACAAAAAAUAACUAUACAAUCGUGGAGUCCUAACUCUUUUAAUCUGCAAAUCGAACCUUCUAGCGACGUUGGUACUUUGUCAGAGUACAUUUGAGAGUCGCAAUCUUUGUAAAGGAAAAUUUGUCAAUACAAUUAAAAUGUUAAUUAAACAAAGAAAUCAAUCGACAUGCGUGAAACAUAA
Messenger RNA from Drosophila grimshawi, 1175 nucleotides. RefSeq names its product putative mitogen-activated protein kinase kinase kinase 7-like. Gene Ontology annotation, molecular function: magnesium ion binding; ATP binding; MAP kinase kinase kinase activity. NCBI's taxonomy places the organism in Eukaryota, Metazoa, Arthropoda, Insecta, Diptera, Drosophilidae. The transcript is spliced from 5 exons. Gene Ontology annotation, biological process: JNK cascade; protein phosphorylation; positive regulation of canonical NF-kappaB signal transduction. The coding region runs from base 119 to 1027 and encodes 302 amino acids. The record is from RefSeq and is a predicted model, not a curated record.